Ophidiomyces ophidiicola is the source of this 1086-nucleotide messenger RNA. RefSeq lists its product as uncharacterized. Lineage: Eukaryota; Fungi; Ascomycota; Eurotiomycetes; Onygenales; Onygenaceae. The transcript has a single exon. The record is from RefSeq and is a predicted model, not a curated record. The coding region runs from base 1 to 1086 and encodes 361 amino acids.
AUGGUGACCAGCGGCUUGUCCGGUGCAUACAAUGGAGGGAGUUUGACGGUCAAGGUGACGAUCGCGACGUUUCUCGGGGUGGCCUGCUACAACGCCAUCGAACUGUGCAUUCUUAUUUUUGUCACCUUCAACCGAUAUCGCGGACUCUAUUUCUGGAGUUUACUCGUCGCCGGCAUUAUAGGGGUAGUGCCCUACUCGAUUGGAUACCUGAUCAAGUUCUAUGAUCUGAUAGACUCGGUAUGGCUUUCUGUCACGCUUAUCACAAUCGGCUGGUGGAGCAUGGUGACAGGGCAGUCCGUCGUUCUUUAUUCCCGAUUGCAUUUGGUCCAGCGCGAUCGAGUUAUCCUUCGCCGCGUUCUGGCUCUCAUUAUCGUUAAUGCGAUUAUAUUCCACAUCCCAACGACGGUUCUGACCUUCGGGUCCAAUUCGGAGUCCAACCAUGAGUUCAUCACCGCUUACUCGAUAAUGGAAAAGGUGCAAAUGACGGGGUUUUGUGUGCAAGAGCUGCUAUUGUCGACACUCUACAUUGUAGAGGCUGUCAAAAUCUUGCGAUCAUCCUCCGACAAAGGGAGCCGAAGAAUUAUUUACCAGUUGUUGGGCAUUAACUUCAUUUUCAUUUUGAUGGAUAUCGGACUCCUUACAGCCGCAUACGCAAAUUUCUACGUUAUCGAAACGACUCUUAAGGCGAUGAUCUACAGCGUCAAGCUGAAACUAGAAUUUGCAGUGCUGGGAAAACUUGUUCGCAUCGUCCAUUCUCACUCGUGGAACCCCGAAUUUAAUCACGGCUCUGAUGGGUUACCCGAUUUCGUUAAUGGUAGCCUUCUCACCACCGACGUCACACGAGCGCCGAUGUCUGGAAAUGGGCCACCAAAACCUCCGUGGGUGCUCACCGAUGGCUCCGAUAGACUCGAUGAAGAGUUGGCUUAUCGAAGAAACCGCUCUCAAAGCUCCCCAUCUUUACACACCAUGACCUCGAAAAAUUCCGUAGCAGUCUGGCGUCGCCCUGUUUCAACAGAUGGCAUUCCAGGAGUUCUACCUUCACCAACAAACAGCAAAUCAACCAACUCGAGUUGGCUGCUACCUUGA